AUGUUUGAACUGAUGAAGAAGCGAACGGAGCAAGCCGAUGAACAGCGCCGAGUCUCGGAGGCAAAACGACUUCGAAAUCUGAAUAUCAGCUGCGAUGGACAGAGACUGCAACGAACGCCGUUACCAAAAAAUGUGACGCUUACCAUUGAGAUACCGAACGUCGAACAUGCAACAAUGAUUUCGCGCAUGGAAGCAUGGGCUGAUGGAGAUUCCAUACCGCAAAUUAUGAACGACACUGGCGUGCUGGUGCAGUUUCCAGAUCUGGUGCCAGAAAUCAAAAAUGCCCGCGAUUUUGUUAAUAAGGUGCAAAACAAGUACUGA
Molecule: messenger RNA, 321 nt
Organism: Gongylonema pulchrum
Lineage: Eukaryota; Metazoa; Nematoda; Chromadorea; Rhabditida; Gongylonematidae
Source: the annotation of a GenBank genome assembly